GGACACUGUUAUGCCAGGCCUGCACCUGUUCAGAGAAGGACCAGCUGCCUAUACUCCUGCCUGAGGGGUGUGGAGGGCUGUCCCUCCCAUGCGGAGAAUGGAGGAGGGGGAAAGGAGCCCCUUGCUGUCCCAGGCUGCUGCUGGCCAAGAGCAACACUUUACCAUGAACAGUUCACUUCCCUUAAGCCAUCCAGGUCCAGCAGUCCAGGAUGACCAGGUGGAGGCCUGGGACUGCCCAUGCUGUCCUGGAACCGAGGCUCAGGCCUGGAGGAAAGCCUGGGCGCCUUCCCGCCCCCUCUCCACCUGGAGCAGCUGCGUCAAGUACCUGAUCUUCCUUUGCAAUUUCCUCUUCUCUGUGCUGGCCCUGCUGGCCUUGGCUGCAGGGCUUUGGGGCCUGUCUGUCAAAGGGUCUCUGGGAAAUGACUGGGGAAGACCCCUGCCCCCAGACCCCAUGUUGGGGCUAAUGCUGGGGGGCCUAGCAGUUAGUGCGGUGAGCCUGGCUGGCUGUCUGGGUGCGCUCUGUGAGAACAGCUGCUUGCUGCGCUGCUUCUGCGGAGCUCUCCUCGCCUGCCUGCUGCUGGAGGCCCUGCUGGGGGCACUGGUGGGGGCCUUCUGGGGCCCGCUGCAGGCUGGUUUGGAACACAUUCUACGUGUGGCCAUCAUCCACUACCAGGACGACCCAGACCUGCGCUUCCUCCUCGACCAAGUCCAGCUGGGGCUGCGGUGCUGUGGGGCGGCAUCCUAUCAAGACUGGCAGCAGAACCUGUCCUUUAACUGCAGUUCUCCUGGGGUGCAGGCCUGCAGCCUUCCUGCCUCUUGCUGCAUCAACCCCCAGGAAGGAGGAGAUGUGGUGAACACCCAGUGUGGCUUCGGAGUGUUGCACCUGGACGAGGACGCGGCUGGACGAGUAGUGUACCUGCAGGGCUGUGGGCCCACGCUGCAGCGGUGGCUGAGGGAAAACAUGUGGGCUGUGGGCUGCACCGCCGUCACCAUCUUUCUGAUCCAAGGGACUCAGCUCCUGCUGGCUAUCUGGCUGCUGAAAGCCCUAGCUGCUCAAAAGGUAGCAAAGGAUAUAGAGCCAGACCCCUGGGAGCUGCCUGCACCCCCUUGCCCACUGGGCAGAGAUGAGAAGGAACCACCAUGCAGGUUGAGCUCGAGGGCUCUCACCUCCCAGGGAUGA
This is a messenger RNA of Jaculus jaculus (lesser Egyptian jerboa), 1180 nucleotides long. It is a transcript of the gene Tspan10, whose product is annotated as tetraspanin 10. NCBI's taxonomy places the organism in Eukaryota, Metazoa, Chordata, Mammalia, Rodentia, Dipodidae. The record is from RefSeq and is a predicted model, not a curated record. The coding region runs from base 89 to 1180 and encodes 363 amino acids. Gene Ontology annotation, cellular component: membrane. The transcript is spliced from 3 exons.